UUUGGAAGUCAGAGCCGCACAUCCUGCUCUCCCGGGUCAAGUCCCCCUUGGACUGGCUCUUAUUCGUCAUUUGCUGACUGGGGCCAACGGGGGCCCCCGGAACGUGGCCUCCCGGGCCAUUCUGCUCCUUCUCGGGGCUCUCAAGCCCCUGCUGCCGACGAUGGCCUGGCCUGGGAACUCUGCUGGUUCCCUCAGCUAAUUAUGAGACACGACUGUGCCCGCAGGUCUGGGGGCCGGAGAAUCAAGCCCCCCGGCAAACACCGGAGGACGUGUCUAGUCUUUGGUGAACUCUAGCGGAUUCCUGGAUCUGGUCCACUCGGGUGGUAAGCAUGAUGCCACUUCUGCCGCUUCUGCUGGGACUUCUGGGGCCUGGUGGCUCCUUGCUCCUUUCGGGGGAUUGUCAGGAGGUGGCCACUCUCACGGUGAAAUACCAGGUGUCCGAGGAAGUGCCGGCCGGCACGGUGAUAGGGAAGCUGGCCCGGGAGCUGGGCCGGGAGGAGCGGCCCGGGCUGGCGGGGGGUGCCUUCCAGGUCUUGCAGCUGCCUCAGGCGCUGCCCAUCCACGUGGAUGCUGAGGACGGCCUGCUCAGCACAGGGAAGCGGCUGGACCGGGAGCAGCUCUGCCGGCAGCAGGAUCCCUGCCUGGUUUCCUUUGACGUGCUGGCCGCAGGGGACUUGGCCCUCAUCCACGUGGAGGUCCAGGUGCUGGAUAUCAAUGACCACCAGCCCCAGUUCCCCAAAGGCGAGCAGGAGCUGGAAAUCUCGGAGAGCGCCUCGCUGAGCACCCGGAUCCCCCUGGACAGAGCUCUGGACCCAGACACCGGGCCCAACACCCUGCACUCCUACACCCUGUCCCCCAGCGAGCACUUUGCCCUGGAUGUCAUCGUGGGGCCCGAUGAGACCAAACACGCGGAGCUCGUGGUGGUGAAGGAGCUGGACCGGGAAAUCCGCUCGUUUUUUGACCUGGUGUUGACUGCCUAUGACAGCGGGAACCCCCCCAAGUCAGGCACCAGCCUGGUGAAGGUCAACGUCCUGGACUCCAAUGACAACAGCCCUGUCUUUGCUGAGAGCUCGCUGGCACUGGAAGUCCAAGAAGACGCUGCCCCUGGCACUCUCCUCAUCAACCUGACUGCCACAGACCCUGACCAAGGCCCCAACGGGGAGGUGGAAUUCCUCCUCAGCAAGCACGUGCCUCCAGAGGUGCUGGACGCUUUCAGCAUCGAUGCCAAGACCGGCCAGGUGAUCCUGCGGCAACCCCUGGACUACGAGAAGAAUCCCGCCUACGAGGUAGACGUCCAAGCGAGGGACCUGGGUCCCAACCCCAUCCCAGCCCACUGCAAAAUUCUCAUCAAGGUUCUGGACGUCAACGACAACGCUCCGAGCAUCCACAUCACGUGGGCAUCCCAGCCGUCGCGGGUGUCCGAAGCGCUGCCCAAGGACAGUUUCGUUGCUCUCGUCACGGCAAACGACCUGGACUCGGGCAACAACGGGCUGGUCCACUGCUGGCUGAGCCAAGAGCUGGGCCACUUCAGGCUGAAGAGGACCAACGGUAACACGUACAUGCUGCUAACCAACGCCACGCUGGACAGAGAGCAGUGGCCCCUGUACACCCUCACUCUGCUGGCCCAGGACCGGGGACCCCAGCCCUUGUCAGCCAAGACGCUGCUCAGCAUUCAGAUCAGUGAUGCCAACGACAACGCACCCGUGUUCGAGAAGAGCCGAUACCAGGUCUCCACUCGGGAGAACAACCUCCCCUCCCUUCAUCUCAUUACCAUCAAGGCCCACGACGCAGACCUGGGCGUUAACGGGCAAAUCUCAUACCGCAUCCAGGACUCCCCGGUUUCUCACUUGGUAGCGAUCGACCCGGAUACAGGAGACGUCACGGCGCAGAGGUCACUGGACUAUGAACAGAUGGCCGGCUUCGAGUUCCUGGUGGUGGCGGAGGACGGGGGCCAGCCCCAGCUGGCAUCCAGUGUCUCCGUGUGGGUCAGCAUCCUGGAUGCCAACGAUAACGCCCCAGAGGUGAUUCACCCCAUGCUCAGCGAUGGGAAAGCCAGCCUCUCGGUGCUUGUAAACGCGUCCACGGGUCACCUGCUGGUGCCCAUCGAGACGCCCAACGGCCCGGGUCCAGCAGGCACCAACUCGCCCCCACAGGCCGCCCCCGGCUCCCAGCCAUUCUUUUUGGCAACCAUCGUGGCGAGAGAUGCAGACUCGGGGCCAAACGGAGAGCUCCUUUACAGCAUCCGGAGUGGGAACGAGGCCUGUCUCUUUGUCCUCAGCCCCCGCCUGGGGCAGCUGUUCGUCAAUACCACCAAUGCCAGCAGCCUCAUCGGGAGCGCGUGGGAGCUGGAGAUCGCGGUGCAGGACGGCGGCAGCCCCUCCCUGCAGACCCGAGCCCUGCUGAGGGUCGUGUUUGUCACCAGUGCGGACCACCUGAGGGACUCAGCCCGCGAGCCCGGGGCCCUGAGCCCGUCAAUGCUCACGGUGAUUUGCCUGGCCGUGCUGCUGGCCGUCUUCGGGUCCGUCUUGGCUCUGAUCAUGUCCAUCUGCCGGACGGAGAAGAAGGACCACAGGGCCUACAACUGCCGAGAGGCCGAGUCCUCCUACCGUCACCAGCCCAAGAGGCCCCAGAAACACAUCCAGAAGGCAGACAUCCACCUCGUGCCUGUGCUCAGGGGCCAGGGGGAGGAGACUGGCGACGUCGGGCCGCCCCCCAAGCACGUGAGCAGCGAAACGACGCUGGAAGCGGGCUGGGACCCCUGCCUGCAGGCCCCCUUUCACCUCACACCCACGCUGUACAGGACCCUGCGUAACCAAGGCAACGAGGGAGCACAGGCUGAGAGCCGGGAGGUGCUGCAGGACACCGUGAACCUCCUUUUCAACCAUCCCAGGCAGAGGAACGCCUCCCGGGAGAACCUGAACCUCCCGGAGCCCCAAGCUGCCGUGGGUCAGCCCCGCUCAAGGCCCCUGAAGGUUCCAGGCAGCCCCCCAGGGAGGGCGCCCGGAGAUCAGGGCGGCCCGGAGGCCCCGCUGAGCCCGCCGGCCUCCUCGGCAACCCUGAGGCGGCAGCGGCAUCUCAAUGGCAAAGUGAGCCCCGAGAAAGAGUCCGGGCCCCGUCAGAUCCUGCGGAGCCUGGUCCGGCUGUCGGUGGCGGCCUUCGCGGAGCGGAACCCUGUCGAGGAACUCACUGUGGAUUCGCCUCCUGUUCAGCAAAUCUCCCAGCUGCUGUCCUUGCUGCAUCAGGGCCAAUUCCAGCCCAAACCAAACCACCGGGGAAAUAAGUACUUGGCCAAGCCCGGCAGCGGCAGGAGUGCAAUCCCGGAGCCGGACGGCCCAGGGGCCAGGGCUGGUGGCCAGGCAGAACCGGACCAGGAGGAAGGGCUCCUGGACCCUGAGGAGGACCUGUCUGUGAAGCAGCUGCUAGAAGAAGAGCUGUCGAGCCUGCUGGACCCCCACACAGGCCUGACCCUGGACCGGCUGAGCGUCCCCGACCCGGCCUGGAUGGCCAGGCUGUCUCUGCCCCUCGCCAGCAACUACCGUGACAACGUCUUCUCCCCGGAUGCCGCAGCCUCGGAGGAGCCCAGGACCUUCCAGACGUUCGGCAAGGCGCCGGGGCCCGAGCUGAGCCCGACGGGCACGCGUCUGGCCAGCACCUUCCUGUCGGAGAUGAGCUCGCUGCUGGAGAUGCUGCUGGAGCAGCGCGCGGCCGUGCCGGUGGAGGCCGCCUCCGAGGUGCUGCGGCGCCUCUCCGUCUGCGGGAGGACCCUCAGUCUGGACCUGGCCACCAGCGGGGCCUCGGGCUCCGAAGUCCCCGGGGGGCCGGCUGGAAAGAAGGGAGCCGAGGCCAGGACCAACAGCAGCAGCAGCAGCAGCAGCAGAGACCUGUGGAUCCAAGAACCGGGGGCCCCGGGAGAUGUCAGGAAGCCCAGGCCCUGAGGAUCCCCGACAGGCGCGCUGCUUUCUCUAGUCUUUGAACUCACUCACCAGAAGCGGCCUGAGAACGUUAGGGUGACCGAUGGGGCCCCAGAGAGGAGGCAGGAGCCCCAGGACCGUUGGCAGGGACCACAGCAACCCCUUGCAAGGGGCUGGCUCUGCCUGGGAAUUUUCAGGAGGAGGCAAGUCCGUUGGCGGCAACGUGUUUGCUGGCAAAACACGGAAAAGAGCACAGAGUAUUUGUCCACCUGCCGGACAGAUGCCAAGGACUGUCACGAGCAGGAAAGGGGUGUCCUCGUUACACACCGGAGGGUGGGGGGGCUGGACCCUGGGGCGCCAGGCGCAGCUCGCCGACCUAAUAAAGGAAAAGGAGCGGCUGG
This is a messenger RNA of Phacochoerus africanus (Common warthog), 4312 nucleotides long. It is a transcript of the gene PCDH12, whose product is annotated as protocadherin 12. Gene Ontology annotation, biological process: homophilic cell-cell adhesion. Bases 330 to 3935 code for a protein of 1201 amino acids. The record is from RefSeq and is a predicted model, not a curated record. Gene Ontology annotation, molecular function: calcium ion binding. The transcript is spliced from 4 exons. Lineage: Eukaryota; Metazoa; Chordata; Mammalia; Artiodactyla; Suidae. Gene Ontology annotation, cellular component: plasma membrane.